Molecule: messenger RNA, 1441 nt
Organism: Chelonoidis abingdonii (Abingdon island giant tortoise)
Lineage: Eukaryota; Metazoa; Chordata; Testudines; Testudinidae
Gene: NECAB1
Product: N-terminal EF-hand calcium binding protein 1
Biological process (GO): regulation of amyloid precursor protein biosynthetic process
Cellular component (GO): cytoplasm
Molecular function (GO): calcium ion binding
Source: RefSeq, a predicted model, not a curated record
GGCACUGCGGCCGCAGCGCCGCCGCUCCCCGGCGGAAGGCAUGGAGGGCAGUCAGGAGAUGUCCCCCUCCUCAAACAAUUCCUCCGAGGAGCUCAGCUCGGCCCCGCAGCUCACCAAAGGGAUGUCGAUCUUCCUCGAUAUACUGAGAAGAGCAGACAAAAAUGAUGAUGGCAAACUGUCUUUUGAGGAAUUCAAAGCCUACUUUGCUGAUGGAGUCCUAAGUGGAGAAGAAUUGCACGAGCUUUUUCACACCAUUGAUACACACAAUACUAACAACCUUGACACAGAAGAACUCUGUGAAUAUUUUUCUCGGCAUUUGGGAGAGUAUGAAAAUGUGCUGUCUGCCUUAGAAGACCUAAAUGUUUCUAUACUGAAGGCAAUGGACAAAACAAAGAAAGACUAUCAAAAGGCCUCUAACUUGGAACAGUUUGUGACUCGUUUCUUACUGAAAGAAACAUUGAAUCAGCUGCAGUCUCUCCAGAACUCCCUGGAUUGUGCCAUGGAAACCACAGAGGAGCAAACUCGUCAAGAAAGACAAGGACCAGCAAAGCCAGAGGUGUUCUCAAUUCAGUGGCCAGGAAAACGUUCAAAUCGAAGAUUUCAGAGGAACAGUAGUUUAUCACCAAACAGUCCUCAUUUAAAUAUAGGUUGGUUAGAGGAAGACAACCAAUGGAUGACCCAGAUAAACAGACUCCAGAAGCUGAUUGACAGGCUGGAAAAGAAGGAUCUAAAGCUUGAGCCACUGGAAGAAGAGAUUUUGGAAGGAAACACAAAAUCUCACAUAAUGAUUGUUCAGCGUCAAAUGUCUGUGCUAGAGGAAGAACUAGAAGAAUUCCGACUUGCUCUGAAACAGUAUGUGGAAUCUGCAUCUACUCGGACUGGAUGUUUGCAUGUUUCCAUACAGAAGCUUUCAAGCGAAUCCCGCUUCAUCAUUUAUGAGUUCUGGGAGAACAGCAGUGCCUGGAAUAGUCAUCUCCAAAUGAACUACAGCAAGACAUUCCAAAGGAGUAACGUGGACUUCUUGGAGACUCCAGAACUCAUGACAACUAUGCUAGUACCUGCUUCAUGGUGGGUCCUGAACAACAACUAGAAGCUUUCAUUGUGGGUCCAAGUAAUGGUAAAUGUUAUAUUUGCAUUCAAACAGCAUCCAUACACCAGUCGAUAGUGCUACAGCUAAUGGACUGUGAUGUAACAUUGUUUAUCAUACGCACAAUCUUUUCCAUUUUAAAAUAUGGAAAAAUUAUGUAUGCGUUAUAUUAUCUCCUUGUGACUAUUUUGGUGAACCAUUUUUACAAGCUUACGUAAGGAUACUUAUGGCCCUACUAAAUUGCUAGAUGUGUGUGUGUACGCGCGCGUGCGUGCUCAAGCCAGCCAAAUUAUUGGACAGAAAUAUGUCUCAUAAAAAUGGUCAGUAUAUGUGAGUGUUAAGUACUGGUUUUGA